This is a messenger RNA of Vicia faba (fava bean), 903 nucleotides long. Lineage: Eukaryota; Viridiplantae; Streptophyta; Magnoliopsida; Fabales; Fabaceae. The record is from the annotation of a GenBank genome assembly.
AUGUCGAUUGGGCAACUCGUUAGAAAGUUCUCUCCCACAAAAUUGCCAGUGAAGGUUAAAGUAGGUUUUCUCGGAUCAGUGAAACUUAAGGUUCCGUGGAGUAGGCUUGGCCAAGAUCCUGUUUUAGUAUAUUUGGAUCGCAUUUUCUUAUUAGCUGAACUUGCAACACAAGUUGAGGGAUGUAGUGAAGAUGCAGUCCAAGAAGCUAAGAAGAGCCUAAUACAGGAGACGGAAUUGAAACUGUGGGAGAAGCCACAACAAAUACAGUCAGAAAUGAAUAAGUCAUGGUUGGGAUCCCUCAUCAGCCCCAUAAUUGGAAAUUUGAAGCUUUCAAUUUCUAAUAUUCACAUCAGAUACGAAGACAGUGAGAGAAAUCCAGGGCACCCAUUCGCAGCUGGUGUUAGUUUGGACAAACUCUCGGCUGUGACAAUAUUUAAUUUUGGAACUAAAGAUGGGAAACCAGCAAAUACUUUGUCGCGAAAACACUUAUAUAUUCUGCAGCAGGUAACUGGGAAAGCAAAGUACUCAAAGCUGCAUUCGAGUGAAGUUGCUGAUAGCAAACAACCAUUGCAGACGGCUAUGGUGAAUUUGGAUGAUGUUACAAUCAGCUUAUCUAAGGAUGGAUACAGAGAUAUGAUGAAAUUAGCAGACAACUUCGCUACAUUUAAUCAACGUCUAAAGUAUGCUCAUUUCCGUCCACGGGUGCCAGUAAAAGUUGAUUCCAGGUCUUGGUGGAAGUAUGCUUACAGAGCUGUAUCUGAUCAGAUGAAAAAGGCAAGUGGAAAAGUGUCAUGGGAGCAAGUUUUAAGAUAUGCAAGAGAUAUAUUUCUCUCUAUGCUUCACUGCUCAAGUCUGACCCCAGUCAGGUUACAAUUAGCGGAAGUAGAGAGAUUGAAGAUCUAG